AGAGCGCGCUGCAGCUGCCUCAUAAUAAGGUGCUGCAGCAAAUUUUCCCGCGGGGCGUAUUUUCGUUGUAUUUUUACGUGAUUCAAGUGAGUAUUUGCCGAAAAUCCAAGAUAAGUGACGGAGAACAAUGCCGCCUAAAAAGCGCGAGAAGGAAUCCGAGGGUCAAAAAGUACCGAGAAUGGACCAAAUUCAAGCCGAUCAUGAACUGUUUCUCCAGGCCUUCGAAAAGCCUACGCAGAUAUACAGAUUUCUACGUACGAGAAAUCAAAUUUCGCCAAUAUUUCUAUACAGAAAUCUGUCUUACAUGAGACAACGUAUGUCCAGAAGUCACAAGUCUAGACGAGCAUUUCGGAUCGAUACUAUUUUGGACAGCUUAACGCUCAAAAACAACCAAGGGCACAAUCCUGGGGUGCGAGGAUACAUGACGCUAACUUUUUUAGGAUUUUAUGACAAAAAAGUCGAAACUACCCAGGAGCCUGUGAAAGUAGAAACAUUAUUGUUGAAGAUUUGUCAUAAAAAACGAAAAGAUGUUAGUUUGCCAAUAAUGCAGAAUGUCAGUGCAUCCGUUUCCGUUGGUACGAGUGAAGUACCGAUCAACCCAUCAGAAGAUCAGCCCCCUCCAAAAGCACCAACCAUUUCAAUACCAAACGAAUCAUUUAGUUUAAGCAACGGCCACAUUGUAAAAACAUACAUGCUGCUUCUACGGGUUUAUUGUAUGUCAAACAACAGCUGCCUUAUUUCCAACUGUGAUUUAGAUGAACCUGCCCAAAAACGGCGUAAGUCUGUCAACGGUUCGAUAAAGAAUGGUGGAGAAGAAAUCAAACUAUAUGGCUCUGAGCUCAUUGUAUACGACAAACACAAUCGCUGCCUAUUAACGGACGGUGAUUAUGAAUUAGGUUUACAAGAGGUUCAAACAAAUGUCCGUGCCAGCCCCAAAAAACACAGUUCCUGGGAAUGUAUCACUGAGAUUAAAGAGUGUGGUCCGUUUGAAGUAUUCAGUCGCGGGCCGACGUUAAAGUUUAGACUCAGUUGGACGACGGAGCCAAGUAAUGGUUUAGUGGAUAGGCCACCACCCAUCCACCCUCUUCCUAAUGGAGACAAUAAAGAAAAUAGGCCAGGCAACGGUGCAUUGGAGCGUUUUCCAGCAAAUCACAGUAACAAUAAUAACUCAACACUGCCUAAUUCUAGUCCAUUAACACCUACAAAAUUGUCUUUAUCUAUUGAAAAAAUGGAUAUGUCAUCUACUCAGCAAAUAGUAUACCAAUUUUUAUACAAUAAUAAUAGUCGACAACAAACGGAGGCUUGCGAGGACCUUCACUGCCCUUGGUGUUCGUUAGACUGUGGGAAACUAUAUUCGCUCCUAAAACAUCUUAAAUUGUGUCACUCACGGUUUACAUUUACAUACGUGCCAAUCUCACAAGGAGCAAGAAUAGAUGUGGCAAUAAAUGAGUGCUAUGAUGGUUCAUAUUCGGGUAGUCCGCAUGAAUUGAUUUCUCAACCCUCCGGAGUUGCAUUUGCUCGAACUGGCCCGACAAGACGUACAAGUGUUACCAAUAUUUUAGUCUGCCGACCAAAAAGGACCAAGCCUAGUUUAUCAGAAUUUUUGGAAUUAGAUGAAAAUGAUUUUGAAAGUCAACGCCCGUACAUCACAGGCCAUAACAGGCUAUAUCAUCAUACAGUGACAUGUCUUCCCAUUUAUCCUAAAGAAAUGGAUGUAGAUUCAGAAGGUGAAAAUGAUCCAAAAUGGUUGCAGACAAAGACAAUGAUGAUGAUAGACGACUUCACAGAUGUUAAUGAAGGUGAAAAGGAGUUGAUGAAGAUGUGGAAUUUGCAUGUAAUGAAAUAUGGCUAUGUCGGAGACUGUCAAAUACCUUUGGCAUGCCAAAUGUUUUUAGAGACCAAGGGUAAAGAGUUGUUAAUGAAGAAUUUAUAUCGGAAUUUUGUACUGCACAUGUGCAGCUUGUUCGAUUUUGGUCUAGUCAGUCCAGUGAUUUUGUACCAAACUAUUCAAAAAUUGCAAGAAAUAAUGAAAGAAGGUGGUGAAAACAGUGACGUGAAAAAGAUUUUACAAAAAUCUCACGAAGCUCAAGUUGAACGUUGGGUAACCACUGGUGUGUAUGUGUCAAGCUUAGAAGCCACCAAACCAAGCGGAUCAAGUGCAAAGACUAACUUCAAUAACGAAGUUUCCAAUUUAAAUGCCCGAAGAAAGACAACACUGCCUCUUGGGUCACCCCCAAACCCACAAACUAGCAAAAUAACUGUUACCGUACAUAAUAAUGCCAGUAAGCACGCUAGUACAGAUAUAUAUUAAUUAUAUAUGGUAUAUAUACAGUACUGUUUGAAGCAAAUACACUGUUCAUCUUCACUCGCCA
Molecule: messenger RNA, 2372 nt
Organism: Diprion similis
Lineage: Eukaryota; Metazoa; Arthropoda; Insecta; Hymenoptera; Diprionidae
Gene: Su(z)12
Product: polycomb protein suz12-B
Exons: 11
Coding region: 128-2311 (727 amino acids)
Cellular component (GO): ESC/E(Z) complex; nucleus
Molecular function (GO): chromatin DNA binding
Source: RefSeq, a predicted model, not a curated record